GCAUUAAGACCCGGGGCGGGGCUUGGGCUGGCUGCCGGUGGGGGCGCAACCGAGAAGGGGGCGGGUCGCUCCGGCGCAGUGAGUUGGUGCUGUGGGCCGUUCGCAGCAAGAAGUGCGAGGUUCAGAGGUCUCCAGAUCCGGAGGAAAAACAUCCAGACCUGAUGUUGAGGCCAUCACACCAUCCAAGACUUUGAUCUUAAUGCUCUUAAGAGAGAGACAAAGCGUGAGCAGGGGAGGAGCAGAGAGAAAGACGCAGAAUCCGAAACAGGCUCCAGGCUCUGAGCUGUCAGCACAGAGCACGACGUCGGGCUCGAACUCACAAACCAUGAGACCAUGACCUGAGCUGAAGUUGGACACUUGACCGAAUGAGCCACCCAGGCGCCCCACCAUUAUCAUUAACAUGAUUACCACCCUCAUUUCACAACUGCAAACCCAAUGCAUAGAGAAGUUAGGACUCUGCCCUUUUCUACAAGGAGAGCACACAGGAGGGAAUGGCCGCUGUGUCUCCAACUGACAGAUGCCAGGAAUCAGUGACAUUUGAGGAUGUGGCUGUGAUUUUCACAGAUGAAGAGUGGAGGCAUCUAGUCCCUAUUCAGAAGGACCUCUACAAGGAGGUGAUGCUGGAAAACUAUAAGAGCAUUGUCUCAUUGGGACUCCCAGUUCCUCGACCUGAGGUCAUUUUUCAGUUGAAGAGAGGGGAUGAGCCUUGGAUAGUUGAUCUUCAUGGAUCUGAGGAGAGAGAAUGUCCAGAGAAUGUCUCUCUAGAUUGGGAGACCAAGCCUGAGCCUCAGGGUGCUUCGGAAGAAGAAAAACUAGGACAAAUAGUGAGGGAAAGGCUUGGAAGAAAAGUUCCUCUGUGUCCUAAAUUUGAAGCUCAUGCCCUGGAGGGUGAGUCAGAAACAGGGAAGGGGAGCCCUGUGGUGCAGACCUGUAAGAAGUCCCUUUCCCAGAAGGAAAAUUUGCAGCAAGGGUCUAGCCCUCUGAAGAAAAUUCUCACUAAGGAGAGAGACCAGGAAUGCAGCAACUGUGGGAAGACCUUUUUUGACCACUCAUCGCUUAUCCGCCACCAGAGGACUCACACUGGAGAGAAGCCCUAUGACUGUCACGAGUGCGGGAAGGCCUUCAGUCACAGGAGCAGUCUCAGCAGACAUCUGAUGUCUCACACGGGGGAGAGCCCCUACGAAUGCAACGCGUGUGGGAAGGCCUUCUUCGACCGGUCGUCCCUAACGGUCCAUCAGCGAAUUCAUACCGGAGAGAAGCCCUUUAAAUGCAGCGAGUGCGGAAAGGCCUUCUUUGACCGCUCGUCCCUUACUCGACACCAGAGAAUUCAUACUGGAGAAAGUCCUUAUGAAUGUAAUCAGUGCGGGAAAGCCUUCAGCCAGAAAAGUAUUCUUACUCGACAUCAGCUCAUCCACACUGGCAGGAAGCCCUAUGAAUGUAAUGAGUGUGGGAAAGCCUUCUAUGGCGUCUCGUCACUGAACAGACAUCAGAAAGCUCACACUGGAGAGCCUCGCUAUCGGUGCAGCGAGUGCGGGAAAGCUUUCUUUGACCGCUCGUCCCUCACACAGCACCAGAAGAUUCACACUGGAGACAAGCCAUACGAAUGCACCGAAUGUGGGAAAGCCUUUAGCCAGAGGUGCCGGCUCACGCGACAUCAGAGAGUGCACACGGGAGAGAAACCCUUCGAAUGCAGCGUGUGUGGCAAAGUGUUCAGUUCGAAAUCGUCAGUCAUUCAACAUCAACGGCGUUAUGCCAAACAAGGAAUAGGAGGCGGGGCCUCCGAAAACCCGCCCCGAGGCCUUCUGGGAAUCGUAGUUUUCCGAGGACACUUUGCGCAGGCGCUCUGUGGUCCUUGCGCCUCGUGGGGCCACCGGGAGCCGGUUGGCGCCCAAGGACUCAAAAGAGCUCUUGAGAGGAGAGGUCUGGUAGCAGACGUGAACAGUGAAACCUCAGAGAAUGUUAUUCUGGCGUUCCCUGUGGACAGGGAAGUUUGGGGAGAUCGUUGUUCCCGGCUCUACUCCUGGAAGGAUUUUUCAGAUCCUCUGAAUAAAGCUUCUGUUAGCUCUGCCAACUCUGACCUGGGCCUUUUCCAAGAGGACAUAGUAGAGGAGAGAAUGGCAGCUGUACCUCUAACAGCCAGAUGGCAGAAGUCACUCAAGUUUAAGGAUGUGGCUGUGAAGUUCUCAAAGGAUGAGUGGAAGCAGCUGGUCCCUACUCAGAGGGCUCUUUACAGGGAGGUGAUGCUGGAGAAUUAUCAGGGUUUUGUUUCUUUGGGACUUCUGGUUCCUAAACCUGAUGUGAUUUUCCAGUUGAAAAGAGGUGAAGAGCCAUGGACACUUGAUUUUCAGGAAGAUGAAGAAAGAGAAGCCCCAGGAAGUACUUAUUUAGACCAGAAUGCUAGACUUGAGAGCUGGGACUCAACUAAAAGCCAGGAUAUUUCUAAAAAAGGAAAGUUGCAAAAGACACUAAUGGAAAAACUCAGAAAAGAUGGUCCUCUGGGUCCUGCACUUGGCUCAGAAAACCUCAGGGGCACAAAGAAAGAACAUCUAUUGGGGGAGAUUUUGAAGAAAUCCUCCCCCAAGGAGAAGGACUCCAGGCAAAGAUCCACUCCUGCCAAGAAAACCAACAGUAAGGGGAGAAACCUUGAAUGCAGCAUAUGUGGGAAGACCUUAUAUAACCACUUAUCCCUCACUCGCCAUCAAAGGACUCACACCGGAGAGAAGCCCUACAACUGUAAAGAAUGUGGGAAAGCCUUCAGCUAUAGAAGUAGUCUUAAGAAACAUCUGAUGUCUCACACUGGGAAGAGCCCCUUUGAAUGCAACGAAUGUGGGAAAACUUUCUAUGACCGAUUAACCCUUACUGAACACCAGCGAACUCAUACCGGAGAGAAGCCCUUUAAAUGUAACGAAUGUGGCAAGGCUUUCUUUGUCCGCUCAUCUUUUACUCGCCAUCGGAGAAUUCAUACUGGAGAAAGUCCUUAUGAGUGCACAGAAUGUGGGAAAUCCUUUAGCCAGAAGAGCAUCCUCGCUCGCCACAAGCUCACUCACACUGGAGAGCGGCCUUAUGAAUGCAAGGGCUGUGGCAAAGCCCUGUUUGACCGCUCCUCCCUCAUUCGCCACCGGAGAGCACACACUGGAGAGACCCCUUUUGAAUGUAAUGAGUGUGGGAAAGUUUUCUUUGACCGCUCGUCCCUUAAUCAGCAUCAGAAAAUUCAUAGCGGAGACAAGCCCUAUGAGUGCACUGAAUGUGGGAAAGCCUUCCUUCAGAAAAGACGACUUACUCAGCAUCAGAGAGUGCACACUGGAGAAAAGCCCUACGAGUGCAGCGUGUGCGGGAAGGUGUUCAGUUGUAAGUCAUCUAUCAUCCAACAUCAGCGACGUUAUGCCAGGCAGCCGUCAGAAUGUCACAGAGGUGCUCCAGCCCGGCAGGGGGCCCCCACAGAGACUUAAGAUGCUUUUAUGCAAGAUAAUGAAGAUUUGUGUUUGAGCACCUUCUAACUACCGCAUAUUCUCAUGUCUCCAUUUGGUACUAGAGGCUCAAUAAAUAGUCUUAAUGGACCAUGCCAUAGACUUCCACUGGGAUGCCUCAUACUUAAUAUAAUACCCCGAGGAUCCCCAAAUUGGUCAGAAGCUCUCCAAUCAAUAUGUUUUGUAAGUGUUUGAAGGGGACCCAGAGAUAAGCAUUGUAUGUUUGUAUUUAUUUAUUUAUUUAUGUAUUUAUGUAUAAUUAAUUAAUUUUUUAAAUUUCUAGACCACUUCAUAAGAACAGGAACUAUUUCAUACCUGUGAGCUGCUGUGUCCUCAGUGUGAUGCCUGCCACUUAUUAUAUAUUUUCUCAAUGAAUGAAUACCUGUCUAGUCAUGAGAACUUGAGUCCUCAAUCAAAAGCACUUUCCAGAACUAGAGACUUCAGUUGCAUCAUCCAGCCACCCCUAGAGAGGCCAGAUCCCAAGCCAUUGUGUGGCACUUCAGCAAGCCUGGAAGUGGUGCCAGGAACCAGAAACUGGAGCUGUGCAGUUGUCUGGGCUGUGGCAAGCAACGGGGAGAGACUGGCACUCCCAGCAGAUAACUGUACGGCUGGAGGUGGUGCAAUCAAAUGUCUGAGUUAGUUCACAGGUUCUGGCAGCUGAGUUGGAGCAAAGAGCUGAGGAUAUGUGCCCAAAGCUAACAUGUAACAUAACUAGGUACUUGACUCAGGCCUGAUUUAUUGCCUUUGCUAUUUCACUCCCAAGUUUGAUUGCCUGUCUCACAUCUGCCUUCCUCUCUCAGUACCCGAGACCUUUAGCACCUCUCUCUUCUGUUCAAUCUCAUGUCCCUGAAACCUCCAUCUGUUUGCCACCCAAAUCCUACCUUUACAUUUCCGGUUUUGCCCUCUUCCGAAGUCACUAAAGGAUUCCUUUUAUAUCCUC
Messenger RNA from Neofelis nebulosa (Clouded leopard), 4407 nucleotides. It is a transcript of the gene ZNF2, whose product is annotated as zinc finger protein 2. The record is from RefSeq and is a predicted model, not a curated record. Bases 492 to 3449 code for a protein of 985 amino acids. Lineage: Eukaryota; Metazoa; Chordata; Mammalia; Carnivora; Felidae. Gene Ontology annotation, biological process: negative regulation of transcription by RNA polymerase II. The transcript has 15 exons. Gene Ontology annotation, molecular function: DNA-binding transcription repressor activity, RNA polymerase II-specific.